UCUCAAAACGCCACGUUUUCCGGUUUCACUCCUCCAUUUCGUUUCCGGCCUUUAAACCCUAGAGAAGCGCAUUUGUGUCGACAAAUUGUCAGCUGCGGAACAUAUAAUAAAAUGGAAAACGACGCCGGUGAAUUCGUUGACUUGUACUGCCCGAGGAAGUGCUCGGCCAGCAACAGGAUCAUCCACGCCAAGGAUCACGCCUCCAUCCAGUUGGAGAUUGUUGAUGUCGACCCCACCACCGGCCUCAUGCUAGACACCUCCAAGAUGUACGCCAUCUCUGGAGAAAUCAGACGAAUGGGUGAAUCUGAUGACUGCAUCAUCCGUCUUGCCAAGAAGGAUGGUGUUGUUGCCAAGAACUACUAAAGGACUCUAGUUAUUUUUCAUUUAAUAAAAAAAAUAAAAACUCAAA
Messenger RNA from Thrips palmi, 409 nucleotides. RefSeq names its product 40S ribosomal protein S21-like. The record is from RefSeq and is a predicted model, not a curated record. Gene Ontology annotation, biological process: endonucleolytic cleavage in ITS1 to separate SSU-rRNA from 5.8S rRNA and LSU-rRNA from tricistronic rRNA transcript (SSU-rRNA, 5.8S rRNA, LSU-rRNA); endonucleolytic cleavage to generate mature 3'-end of SSU-rRNA from (SSU-rRNA, 5.8S rRNA, LSU-rRNA); translation. NCBI's taxonomy places the organism in Eukaryota, Metazoa, Arthropoda, Insecta, Thysanoptera, Thripidae. The transcript is spliced from 4 exons. Gene Ontology annotation, cellular component: cytosolic small ribosomal subunit; ribosome. Gene Ontology annotation, molecular function: structural constituent of ribosome. The coding region runs from base 112 to 363 and encodes 83 amino acids.